AGAGCGACCAGUCUUCGUCUGUUGUUCUCAGUGAUAGCGAAUCAGCGAUUCUCGAAUUCGAUUUCGCGAUCAGAUCCCGUUUCCGUACAAUCCAUGGCUGAAUUUGCGAAGGAAGUUAACGGCAGCGAUGCUCAGAAUCUUCACUCGCUCCUCUCUUCUCCGGCGAGGGAUUUCCUCGUUCGUAAUGACGGCGAGCAGGUGAAAAUUGACAGCUUGAAAGGGAAGAAGAUUGGAUUGUACUUCUCAGCUGCGUGGUGCGGACCAUGUCAGCGUUUCACUCCACAGUUAAUGGAAGUGUACAACGAACUCUCUCCAAAAGUUGGUUUUGAGGUUAUCUUUGUGUCAGGCGAUGAGGAUGAAGAAUCCUUUAGAGAUUAUUUCACUAAGAUGCCAUGGCUCGCUGUUCCUUUUACUGAUUCAGAAACACGUGACCGCUUGGAUCAGUUGUUUAAAGUUAAGGGAAUUCCGUACUUGGUGAUGGUAGACGAUCAUGGUAAUCUUCUGAAUGAGAAUGGGAUCGGUGUCAUUCGAAGCUACGGAGCUGAUGCUUAUCCUUUCACACCAGAGAGAAUGAAGGAGAUAAAAGAGGAAGAAGACAGAGCUCGGAGAGAACAGACCUUGAAAUCAGUCUUGGUGACUCCUUCACGGGACUUUGUGAUUUCACGAGACGGUAACAAGGUACCCGUCUCAGAACUCGAAGGGAAAACCAUCGGUCUUCUAUUCUCGGUGGCCACUUACCGUCGAUGCAUGGAGUUUACUCCAAAGCUUAUUGAGGUUUAUAACAAGCUGAAGGAGAAUGGGGAGGAUUUCGAGAUUGUGCUGAUUUCUCUUGAAGACGAUGAGGAGUCUUUUAAGCAGGACUUUGAGACCAAGCCAUGGCUAGCAUUGCCAUUCAAUGACAAAAGCUCAUCGAAAUUGGCUAGGCACUUCAUGCUGUCAACGCUACCAACACUGGUCAUUCUCGGACCCGAUGGAAAAAUCCGCCACUCGAAUGUCGCUGAAGCUAUUGAUGACUAUGGAGUUCUUGCGUAUCCGUUCGCUCCAGAGAAGUUUGAAGAACUCAAGGCGAUAGAGAAGGCAAAGACAGAUGCUCAAACGCUCGAGUCGCUCCUUGUCUCGGGUGAUCUCAACUACGUUCUCGGAAAAGAUGGGGCUAAGGUGCUUGUGUCUGAUCUGGUGGGGAAGAACAUUCUUUUGUACUUCUCAGCUCACUGGUGUCCUCCUUGUCGCGCUUUUACACCGAAGCUUGUUGAAGUAUACAAGCAGAUAAAAGAGCGGGAUGAAGCGUUUGAGUUGAUCUUCAUCUCCAGUGACCGAGACCAAGAAUCAUUUGAUGAGUACUACUCGCAGAUGCCGUGGCUGGCUCUUCCAUUUGGUGAUCCUCGGAAAACAUCUUUAGCAAGAACCUUUAAAGUCGGUGGCAUCCCAAUGCUAGCAGCUGUGGGACCAUCUGGGAAAACCGUAACAAAAGAAGCAAGGGACCUUGUUGGAGCCCAUGGAGCUGAUGCUUACCCUUUUACUGAGGAACGUUUGAAGGAGAUUGAAGCUAAGUACAAUGGGAUGGCGAAAGAGUGGCCUACAAAGGUGAAACAUGCUCUUCAUGAAGAUCACGAGCUAGAACUGACUCGUGUUCAGGUUUACAUGUGUGAUAAGUGUAAUGAAGAAGGGAAAAUCUGGUCUUACCAUUGUGAAGAGUGCGACUUUGAUCUUCAUGCCAAGUGUGCUUUGAAAGAGGAGGCGAACACAACCGGUGAUGAUGCUGUGAAAGAAAAUGGCGGCGAGUCCAAAGAUGGUUGGGUUUGUGACGGUAACGUGUGCACCAAGGCCUCAUAGAUUAGCUUCAGGCGCAGUUAUAUGUAUGCAGAGCUAUUUUUCCUUUCCAUGUAUAACUGAUAGAGUGAGAAAGUGUGGCUAUAGCCUAUAGUAUGAUAAAACCUUGGAGAUGAACUCUGUUAAUUUGAACUAGUGGCAAAAUGAUCUUUCCUGUA
Molecule: messenger RNA, 1988 nt
Organism: Eutrema salsugineum
Lineage: Eukaryota; Viridiplantae; Streptophyta; Magnoliopsida; Brassicales; Brassicaceae
Product: probable nucleoredoxin 1
Exons: 4
Coding region: 94-1833 (579 amino acids)
Molecular function (GO): thioredoxin-disulfide reductase (NADPH) activity
Source: RefSeq, a predicted model, not a curated record